CAGAGGUCAAUAUCGUUCUAUCCGGCGCACAGAUGCUAUAACUGGAGGGAGAUUCAAAAUGGGAUUCUAUCCAGCGGAGUUCACGGCAGCCAUCUUCAGCCACUUCGGUAAUCUUCGGGUCUUCCCCUCGCGCUUCAGCAAUUUCCAUGAGUUUCAGCGAAUGCCCAGUUGUGAGACAAGAAAUUUGCUUUAACUGCGAAUGUGCCAAUACGGCCGAUUACCGAAGAGAAGAAUAUGGCGCCCAUGAAUUCCGCUGGACAGAAUCUGCACAGAGGGGUGGGCGACAUUGAAAGAAAGAUGACACAGGGGGCGGAGCAUGGCCGGGAUUGGCUGGCUCUGCAGAAGGAGCUGCACAAUUCAUUGGAUGCUCAGAAGAGACAGGCCGUGUUGGUGGAGAAGCUUCAGGCCAAGGUGAUACAGUACCGGAAUCGAUACCAAGAGCUGCAGCAGAGUCAGGAAUGGAGCACGGUAACAGGAGAGACCGAGUUGGAGAGGGCUUUGCGGAGACUGGAGGAGGAACAGCAGAGGUGCGAGAACCUGGCAGCCGUGAAUGCUCUACUCAGGGACGACCUUAUCCGCACACAGGAAGCCAAUAAGGUGCUCGGGAACGAUUUGCACAAACUGACUGCCGAUUGGAACAGCUCCCUGCAGGAACUGAAACAGAAAGAGACAGACUGGGAACUAGAGAGAGAGGGUUACAACAGUCAAAUAAAAGGAGAGCACUCUCGCCUUCUGCACAUCUGGACUGACGUUGUUGCUUUUCAGCGCCAUUUUCGAGAACUCAAAACUGCAACAGAGAGAGACUUAUCAUCGGUACGUGCUGAUUGGUCAAGAUGUCUGUGCCUCAUACAGUCUUGCAGCUCAUCCUUAAAAUCAUUCAAGAUCCAAGGAAUGCCAGUUCUAUCAUCACAAUCACCAGAACCUCCGGCAUACCUUCUAUUGACUUGGGACCAUGGAGUUAGAUCAGCUGACCAAGAGCAAGAAGAGCCCCCAGAAGAGCAGGGGAUGGAGUCACACCUUACAGAAUCCAGACAUGAAAUGGAGCUAAUGAAGUCCUUAAAUGAAUCACUUAAACAGGAAAUUGUAUCCAGCCGUCUAUUGCUUGAGACAUCAGGACAAACAUUAGAGACAAUGAGGACUCAAUUAGACAUAUCAGAAGAUAAAGUCUUUCAGGUACAAUCACAUGUUGAAGCAUUGGAAGAAGAAGUCCGAUCAGUGAGAUCACAGUUAGAGGCAGCUCAAGAAGAAGUCACAUUGCUGAGAUCACAGAAAGAGACAUCACAAAAUGAAGUCUUUAGUGUUAGGUCUCAACUUGAGACAGCAAAAGAGGACAUUAGGUCAACGCAUAUAGAACUAGUGACAACAGGGGAAGAAUUAAGGUCAAUAAGGUCUCAAGUGGAGACAGCACAUGAGGUGGAACAAUCUCUAAGAUCAAAGGUUGCUACAUUGGAGCAGGAUAUUAGAGACACGAGGUUACAGUUGGAUACAUCUAAACAAGAAGCAAAGUCAACGGAGUCACGACUAGAGGCCCAAAUCGAAGAGACAGCUAUUUUGAGAUCACAAUUGGAAGCGGAGGAGGAAACAUCACAGCUAAAACUGAAAGCAUCAGAGCAGGAAAUCAAAGCUUUGAGGCAGCAAAUUCAAAUGUCAGCGGCUGAAUUAAGUUUUGUGAGGUCAGAGCUGGCAGGAUUUACACUCGAGGCUGAAUCAUUAAAAUCACACCUGGAGACCUACGAGAUGGAGGCAAAGUCACGACUUGAGGAUAAGAAGCAACAGUUGCGAAAUAGUCAGAGAAUGCAGCAGUCUUUUGAAGUUCUAGAGUCCGAGCGAUCUGCUGUGCACCAGGAGUUGAUACAGUGUCGGGAGGAUCUACUGCGCUCACGUCUGGAAGGAGAAUUAUGUCGGGAAGAGUGCAAAGGCCUUCGGAGUGCUCUCAGUGAGGCAGAGACAAAGAAUGUUGAGUUAGCCAAGACUCAGAGCAGGCACAAAGCAGAAGUAGAUAAUCUUCAAGAUGCCGUCAGCAAGAUGGCCGAUUUGAACCGGGCCCUGUCCCUGGAUAAAGUGGAAUUAAACAACCUCAAUCUUCAGCUGGAGAGGGAGGUUGCAUCUCUUAGAGAGCAAUUGCAGGAGUCAGAAAAAGAGUUUGCACUGGUGCGAGAGCAGCUUCAUUCAGACCUGAGUGCAGAGAUUGCCAAGAGACAGCUUCUAGCACAAGAAAAUCAAGGUGCAGUUGAGAGCCUAGAAGUCGAGCUAGCGGAUGUCCACAGAGAAAGAGAGAGACUACGGGCUGAGCUCACGCAGGUGAUAGACCAGCUGGAAGAGGAGAAAGGCAGAUGGGCCCAAGAGGCAGAGACAAUGGAGCGAGAGAAAUCUACCCUUACUGUACAGCUAGAAGUAAUAGAAAGGGAAUGCCAUGACCUGAGGGAGAAGCUGAAAGAUACACAAUCCAUGAAGCAGUCUCUUGAGAGUUCAUUGUUUGCCUCCCAGGACAGAGCAUCCCAGCUUGACAUCUCUUGCAGCCAGCUGAAGAUGGAGUUUUUAUCAGUAGCGCAGUCUAAAGACACAAUCCAAGGUGAGGUGUCCAUUCUCCAUGCCGAGAGGGAGACGUCAGAGAGGAACCUGCUUGCUCUGUCCCAGAGACUGUCUGACAUGGAGCAAGAGUUGCAGGAAGAGAGAGCACAGAGAUUGGCCAUUGAAAAUGCUAAGAAUGAAUUAGAGAUUGUGGCAGAUAAUCUGAAUGAGGAAAUAUCCCUAAAACAAGCUGCUGAGAGACAAGCAGAGAAAGAAAGGGAAGUUCAGAGAACGCUGCAAGAGUCGCUGGAAAAAGAGCAAGAAGUAACUAUGCAUCUUCAGCUGCAACUUAAAGAAGAAACUGCCUCUCUGAAACUGCUUGAGAAAGAGGUGUCUUAUCUCAGGCAAAGCCUGCAAGACAGCCAAACUGAGAAAGAGACUGCUCUUUACAACUUAGAGCACCAGAUUCUAAUGAAACAAGAGCUGGACCGUGAAAUUGAGAUCUUGAAACAGGCCAACAGAAGCUUCCAGGAAGAAAAAGAAAGUGCUCUGAUAAUCACACAGCGUAAUGCUUACACUAUAGAGGAGAAGGAAAGGCAAAUUAUAGAGUUGAGAAAGACUGUCCAACUUUGCAGUGAGGAAAAAGAGACCACUUUAACUUCUCUAGCACAAUUAACCAUGACUGUACAAGAGAGAGAACGUCAAAUCAGGUCUUUGAAAGAAAAUAUUCAGAAGGUCCAACAUGAAAAUGAAGAUGCUGUCACUGCUUUAGAGCAUUAUAAAAAUAUCGCCAGUGAAACAGAAGCCCAAGUGGUCCUCCUAACAGAGCGUAUCAGAGCGUGCGAGACAGAGAGAGACAUUGCUUUGAAAGCAGAAGAGAGCAGUCGCAUUAUUUUGAGCGAGAAGGAUAGAGAAAUCAGUCAAAUGAAAGAGACAGAAAAAGAGAGUCAGUGUAAAAUGGAGAAUGUCUUGAAGGAAUUAGAGUCUCAAACCAUCAUCGCACAAGAUAAAGACACUUUACUCCAGACAUUAAAACAGAGGUUGAUGGAGUGUGAGCUGGAAAAAACAAGUGCUCUUAACUCAUUGCAGGAUCAGAUUUUAGCUCUAGAGGAAAGAGACACCGAGAUCAGUCAUUUAAAAGAGGCAGCUCAGGAAAGAGAGAUAGCACUUUGCACUUUAGAUAUCCAAUGCCGGACCAUUGAAGACAGAAAUAAAGAAGUGGCAACACUGAAAGAAGCUCUACAAAAUAGCCAGGAGGAAAAGGAAGCUACCCUUGGUUGUCUGGAGUCCCAAAAUAUAAAGUUGUCAGAAAAAGAAAGCGAGAAACGAUUGCAGGAAGAGAGAAUUUGGUCUCUGCAGAAAGAAAUAGAAGAAGCAUUUCUAAUUCUGGAGAACAAGGAGAAACUUUUAGGGGAGAAAGACACUAAACUGACAUCCUUGCAGGAGGUUGUGCAGGAAUGCCAUAGACAAAAAGAGAGUAUGCUAGUUCAACAUAUGUUUAUUGUACAGGAAAGAGACAGAGACAUCAAGAUACUGCAAGAGAGUUUACAGAGGGAGAAGGAUUUGAUGAAACACACAUUAGAUCAGUGGGAUUCCCAAAGAGAAUCAGCUAAGAGACAAAAAGAGAUAGAAUUGAAGUCUCUUUUGGAUAGAAUUUCAGAGCUUUCCCAGGCUCUAAGUAAGAAAGAAAGUGAAGCAGUACUCCUGGAGAGACAGGCCAAAAGAGACAGUAAAGUUUUUACAGAGCAAUUAGAUUCCCUUACCCAGCAUAUAGAAGAGAAAGAGAGAAUGUAUAAAAACAAUAGUGAAGUUCAGAGGGAGAAUAGGAAUCUAAUGCAAAGAGUGUCAGAACUCACCCAAACUGAGGAGCACAGAGAAAAAGACAUCAAAGUCCUAAAAGAGAGGUUAAAGGAACUUUCUCAGACAUUGACAGAGAAUGAAAAUGAAACGGAACGCAUGAAACAACAGGCAGAAAAAGACACCAGUGCACUGAAAGUUAGAGUAUCGGAGCUCUCAUCGGCUGUCAUAAUGAGAGAUACUAAAGAGUUGAGAAGGGUAGAGGAGAUAAAAGCUUUGAAAAAGGAAAUAGAAGUGUGUGAAAUAGCCUUGAAAGAUAAAGAAAAGCAUGUAGAGGAUGAGAGGAGACAAAGUGAGCGAGAAAUAAGCUCACUGAAACAGAGAGUAACAGAGCUUUCUGAAGCUCUAAUUAGCACAGAUGUACAACAGCAAGAGAGAGAAAUAGAGGUGAAUGCACUGAAAGGGAGACUAGAAAUAGUUGAAAAUGUCCUGAUAGACAGUGCAGAGAGAGCAAAAGAUGACAGGCAGAUUUUCCACAAUCUCAUAAAAGAUCUUUCCCAGGAUGUACUUGGAGAAGUAUCUGAGGUUGAUAGAGAAAAUGAUACUCUAAUACAGAAAGUUGAGCUGUUUGGAAGAACCCUCAAAGAGAAGGAGAAGAAAUAUCUGGAAGGCAACAGAGAGAGGGAAUUGCUAAGACAGAGAGUCAAUGAACUUUCACAAGAUAUUUUUCAUAAAGAGAGAGAUGCAGCAGAGGAAAUUAAAACUCUGAGAAUGGAGACUGAAGAACUCAGACAAGCUAUGAUAGAAAAGGAGAAGAAGAAAGCCGAGGAUCAAAAGUGGAGUGAGAAAGAGAUGGAGGCCCUGCAACAUAGGGUGAAAGAACUUUUACAGACUCUGGAAGAGGAUAGGAUGGCAUCAGAAAUAAGGCAAGAAGAGCUGGAUCACCUGAGAUAUGAUAUGAACAAGCUCAAACAGGCUUUGACAGAAAAAGACAGUGAGUUAAGAGAGGAAGGGAAACAGCAUGAGAAACAGAUUUGUUUUCUUCAGAAAAAAGUGUCUGAACUCUCCGAAACACUAAUAAACAAAAAUAUCCAUGAAGAGGAGAUGGAAGGGCAAGUGAAAGCUCUGAAAGGAAGACUGGAAAUAACUAGCCAUACCCUUUUAGUGAAGGAGAUGGAGGCAGAGAAACAGGAAAAAGAGAGACAAACGUUAGCUAAGCUGAUUUCAGAACUUUCCCAUGCUGUGAUUGGGGAGGUUUCUGAGGAAUCUCAAGACAAGAGUCUAACAGAGAGACUUGGGAAAGCUGUCAGAGAGAAUGCAAAACAGUUUGAAGAAGAUAAGUUGGAAAUAGAAACUCUGCGACAACAAGUACAAGAACUUUCUCAAGCUCUUUUACAGAAGGACAGAGAGGCAAACAUGAUACAGGAGCAAAUGGCAGCUGUGAGAAGAAAGAAGGAAGAACUCAAACAAGCCUUGAGAGAUCAAGAGCACAAACAAAUUGACACAGAUACACAGAACCACAGUGAAAGGGAGGCUCUAAGUCAGAAAGCAAAAGAUUUGUCACAGGCUUUGAUAGAGAAGGAAAGAGAGGCAGACAUUUUGAAAGAGGAAGUAACAGCUGUGAGAAGGAAGGAAGAAGAAUACAAACAAACCCUGAAAGAUAAAGAGCAUGCAAAAAUUAAAACAGAUGUACAGAAUGGCAAAGAAAAGGAGGCUCUAAUUCAAGAAACAGAAAAACUUUCACAGGCAUUAUUAGAAAAGGAAAGAGAGGCAGACAUUUUGCAAGAGGAAGUGAAAGCUGCAAGAAGGAAGGAAGAAGAACUCAAACAAACCCUGAGAAAUAAAGAGCAAAAAAAAAUGGAAGCAGAUAACCAGAAUGAGAAAGAAAAGGAGGCUCUGACUCAGAAUGUAAAAAACCUUUCACAGGCUUUAUUACAGAAGGAGAGAGAAUUUGAAUUGACAAAAGGAAAGAUGGAAGAUCUUACCAUUCAAAUAAGGGACCUCAGAAGAUCACAGAUAGACAAGGAACAAGAAAUAACUGAAGAGGAGAGGCAGAGCAGGAAAGAGAUAAAAGCUUUAAAAUUGAAAGUCACAGAACUCUUUGAAACUCUGAUAAACAAGACACUCCAGGAAGAAGAGAAGGAAUUGAAGGUAAAAUCUCUGAAAGGAAGGCUGGACAUUUGUGAAAAUACCCUUCUCGUGAAAGAGAAGGAGGCACAAAAAGAGAAGCUGGAGAAAGAAUCUCUAAAGAACCAGAUUUCGGAGCUUUUCCACACGCUGGCUGGGGGAAUAUUUGAGGGUGAAAGUGAAGACAAAGCCUUGAUAGACAAACUUGAUUUACUUGGAAAGAGUUUGAAACUGAAGGAAAAAGAGUAUGAGGUAGAGAAGAAGGAAAAGAAAAAACUGAAUGAGAAAGUGUUGGAACUUUCACAGGCUUUGCUAGAGAAGGAGAGAAACUCUGAAAUGAUAGAAAGAGAGACAAACUCUAUGAGAGAAAAGUUAGGAGAACUUGGACAAGCACUCAUAGAAAAAGAGCAAGAGAAAUCAGUGGAGGAAGCACAAAGUGUAAAUGAGAAGAAGUUUCUGAGACAGAAAGUGACAGAACUUUCACAGGCGUUGCUACAAAAGGAGAUAGAUGUUAAACAAGAGCUGGAAACCCUAAUGGAGAAAAUUGAAGAGCUUGGGCAAAAUUUGGUUCAGAAGGAAACAGAGAUUAAAAAUGCAGAAAAAGUGAGAGAGCAAGAGAAAAAAGAACUGCAAUUAAACCUAACAUCACUUUGUCAGUCUCUGAAAGAGAAGGAAAAGGAGGUGGAGUUGACAGGAACAGAGCUGAAAACAGCGAGGGAGAAGAUAGGAGAACUCAGACUGGUCCUAAUAAAUAAGGAAAGAGAAAUAAUAGAGGAAGAUAGACGACGUGAACGCGAGAAAGAAUUAAUGCAGAGGGUGGAAUCACUUUCUGACGCUCUGCUAAAAAGUGAAAGAGAGACAGAAUAUGCAGGUUUGGAUAUAAAAGCUCUGAAAGAAAAAAUAGGACAACUUGAGCAAGCUCUCAUAGAGAAGGAGGAAGAGGUAAAAGAAAGAGCAAAACAAAGUGAAAUUGAAAAGGACAAAUUUAAAGAGAGGGUGGCCACACUUUCAGAGGCCAUGGCAGAGAAGAAAAGAGAGGCAGAGAUGAACAGAGUCCAGAUGGAAAGUCUAAGAAACAAGUUAGUGGAAGCUGAACUUGCCCAGACAGAAGAAAUGCAAGAAAUAGAGGAGAAUUUAAAGGAUGAGAAAGAGAGGCAGGCUCUAGGUGGAACGCUGACAGAACUUUCCAAAACUCCAACAGAAGAACAGAUUAAAGAGACAGAAAUUGCAGCCCUUGAGGUUAAGAUAGCACAACUUGUACAAACUCUGACUCAAAAAGAACAUCAAAUAUGGUUGAGUGAAGCAGAAAGAAUGGCUUUGGGUGUGAGGUUCAAAGAAAUAACUCAGGAUUUGAAAAGGAGAGAAUUGAUAGAAAUAAAAGAAGAUGAAGAAAAUGCUUCACUGUUGAGAAAACUAAUAGAAUUGUUUAAGGUUCUAAAAGAGGAUAAAGAAGCAAAGCAGAAUGAAUUAUUAAGUAAUAAAAUUACAGAACUUUCCCUGUUUCUGGAAAAGAAGAGGAGUGGGAUUUUUGAGAGAGUAGCAGAACAUAAAGUUCUCAGGGAAAAUUUGGAGAAACUUGGCCACUUGAUAUUUGAUGAAAAAGACUCAAAGGGAGAGAGUGCCUCUGUAAGAACAACAAAGCUGGACAAUGAGAUAAGAGAAGACAUGAGAAACAUCCUGGAUAUUGAUAAAGGGAAGCCAACAAAGAAGGAGGAACAGGGGAGGUGUAGGCUGAUGAACGAGGUUGAUGAAGAACUAGAGGAAAGUGGCCCCUAUAGUAGAGAAUGGGAGAGGAACACAAGUCUGGGUGAUUUGUAUCAGAAGAUAGAGACUCUUCAGAGAGAAAACAAUGAGGGGAAGCAAAGGGAGGAACGUCUGAAACACAGGCUCAAGAGAACAGAAAUGGCAUUGAGACACACAGAGUCAGAGGAGAUUGCCUGGAGGGAAAAGGCUCGGGAACUGGAAGCCAAGAACAGGGCCAGACAGUUCCACACACCUGCUGCAGCUCGUGGCAGUUUAGAAGAAAGACUGGAAGUCCUACAAGGGACAGUGGCAAGACUGGAGAAUGAGAAAGGUGCACUGGAAAUCCGAACCCUGCAGCUGAGUCAGACCCUGCAAAGAGUGGAAAGUGAGAGGAGGAAUCUCCGAAGGGAAAUGCGCAGUCUCACCAUGAUGUCGCCUCAGAGUUCUGUGGCCAUGCAGCAACUGAAGGAUGUAGGGAGCUCUACGUCAACGCUAAGCUUGCUAGACUUGCAAAAACAGGUGUCCCUCUUAAAGUCACAGCUGAAGGCGGAACAAGAACUCCGCUCGCAUUACAUACAACGUUGUUCACGCACCAAUGAUGAUAUCAUGAAUCUACGCAAUGAUCUUACUGAAUCACUGGCUACUGUGGUUAGUGAUCCUCGACCAGAAAUCCUGGAGAGAGAAACCGCCCGACUGGAUGAUACUCUGAACCACAGUCUUGGCCUUCCCUCUACCUGACUGGGCUCCUGUCAACAGAGGAACUAGACUGGUAGUUAGACUAGAGAGUUGUUGUGAAUGUUGUUCAGGUGCAGCACCACGUGAGUGAAUGUUCAGGGGCGGAGCCUCAUGCGUGAAUGUUGUUCAGGGGCAGAGCCGCGUGUGAAUGUUGUUCAGGGGCGGAGCCGCAUGUGUGAAUGUUGUUCAGGGGCAGAGCUGCGUGUGUGAAUGUUGUUCAGGGGCAGAGCUGCGUGUGUGAAUGUUGUUCAGGGGCGGAGCCGCGUGUCUGAAUGUUGUUCAGGGGCGGAGCCGCAUGCGUGAAUGUUGUUCAGGAACAGAGCCACAUGUGUGAAUGUUCAGGGGCAGAUCCACAUGUGUUAAUGUUGUUCAGGGGUGGAGCCGCAUGCGUGAAUGUUGUUCAGGGGCAGAGCCGUGUGCGUGAAUGUUGUUCAGGGGCAGAGCCACGUGUGUGAAUGUUGUUCAGGGGCAGAGCCACGUGUGUGAAUGUUGUUCAGGGGGCAGAGCCGUGUGCGUGAAUGUGAUGUAUGGACAGUGCAGUGAGUGUAUAGAAUAGUGUAUAGCCCCUGAAAGUUGUUACAAUGUCCUUUAUACCUUCCUACAUGGUGUUAUCAGUGUAUAAGAUAUAUUGUAAUAAGCUAUUUAGUUCUGUAUUAACUAGAGAUACAGGUGCAGUUACUCCUGCUUGUACAAUCAAUAUUUAUGUAUUUAUAUUUGUCAAUAUAGUUUUUAUAUGAAAAACUAAAUUUUUGGUUACAAGA
This is a messenger RNA of Xenopus laevis (African clawed frog), 9674 nucleotides long. RefSeq names its product centrosomal protein 250 S homeolog (gene cep250.S). The record is from RefSeq and is a predicted model, not a curated record. The transcript is spliced from 18 exons. Bases 235 to 8916 code for a protein of 2893 amino acids. NCBI's taxonomy places the organism in Eukaryota, Metazoa, Chordata, Amphibia, Anura, Pipidae.